UGGGCUGGAGCCGGGCUGCCCGCACGCUGACGCUCUCCCGCUGGGAGGGCCCGGAGCGCCGCCGCGCCUCCCGAGGCUCCCGCUCCCGUCGCUGCGUGCGGAGCCCGGCGGCCCGAGGAGCCCGGCCCAGCAACCAUGGCCCAUUACAAGGCCGAGCAGGACGACUGGCUGAUUGUCUACCUGAAGUAUUUACUCUUCGUCUUUAACUUCUUCUUCUGGGUGGGCGGGGCCGCCGUCAUGGCCGUGGGCGUCUGGACCCUGGUGGAGAAGAGCGGCUACCUCAGUGUCCUGGCCUCCAGCACCUUUGCCGCGUCCGCCUACAUCCUCAUCUUCGCAGGGGCCCUUGUCAUGGUGACGGGCUUCCUGGGCUUCGGCGCCAUCAUCCGGGAGGACAGGAGCUGCCUCUCCACGUAUUUCUGCCUGUUGCUGGUGAUCUUCCUGGUUGAGCUGGUGGCAGGGGUCCUGGCCCACAUGUACUACCAGAGGCUCAGUGAUGAACUGAAGCAGCACCUGAGCCGGACUCUGGCUGAGAACUACAGGCAGCCCGGGGCCUCCGACCUCACAACGUCAGUAGACCGUCUCCAGCAGGAUUUCAAGUGCUGUGGGAGUAACAGCUCCGCCGACUGGCAGCACAGUGCCUACAUCCUGUCUCGGGAGGCUGAGGGCCGCCGGGUGCCCGACAGCUGCUGCAAGACGGUGGUGGCACGCUGUGGCCAACGGGCCCAUCCCUCCAACAUCUACAAGGUGGAGGGAGGCUGCAUCACCAAGCUGGAGCAGUUCCUGGCUGACCACCUGCUGCUCAUGGGGGCGGUGGGCAUCGGGGUGGCCUGUCUGCAGCAGCCAAGGGUGCAUCAAGGGUCACUCUCUUCCCCAGAGAAGAUGAAGGAAAAUGCCUGGGGGCCCGGGGGCCCACUUGAACUUGUAAGAGACCGGGAGGAGUGUGAGUGUGGGCUCAGAUCUGCGGGAUGGUUCUCACCUGCUGCUUGCACCGGAGGCUCCAGCUGCAUUUUUACUAAUGGCCAACUGCGUCCCCCUCCAACAGCCCCUUACAAGGACAGGUGCCCAGAUCCCAUCUUCCAGGCCUGCAGAGUCAGCCCCAGCUUGCCUAGAAACUCCCAGAAACUGCCCCUACUCUGUGCCCAGCCCCUUUAGGCCCGCCAGGUGCCCAAGACCCUGACUCCUGUGGUUCCCACCCAGGCCAGGGGCCCUCAGCCGCCUCCCUCCACUUCCAAGUGCUCAGUGCCAGGAUCCCCGAGCAGGGGACCCAUCCGCCAGCACCCCUCACCAGCAAUGGGGGGCCCGUGGACUGCAGGAGGGUGACAAUCAGACCCUCUGCUCCCUCCCAGCUUCGGAAACGAAAAUGAAGGUCUGAAGACCCCAGCCCCUCUGGGACUCCUCCUUGCAUUGGGCCCGUGAGCUCCCCAUUGGUGCUGAGCACCCCUCCUCUUGUUCUGCUUGGUGUCCUUUUCUCUCCCCACUGGGAGAUACUUAGGGUGGGGCAGUUAGGGUAGCUCUGCCCCCAGAAGACCCAGUCCUUUGAUGUGCCCACCCCCACACCUUCUCACCUGGAAGGGAGUGUCCUUGAGGGCCUGGUUCCUUCCCUCAGGGCCCGGCAGUGGAGAGGUCUGGGGUGAGGACCCUGGAGCUGGGGUUGGGCAGUGGUGGGCUCGUGGCACUGCCAGGGAGGGGACCAAGGCAGGUAAGGUGGCCACCACACCGCAUGCUGCCCCAGGACCCUGUGCACUGCCCAGAAGCCAUCCCUGGGGAGAGGUCCCCCAGGAGACCAUGGCCUUGAGCCCCAGUCCGCAGUUAAUAGGCCCCUCAGGGAUCUCCUCUCUAUGGCCUGAUUCUCAGGAAUGCCAGGUUUUUAAAAUGAUCUCCAGCUCUUAAUGUUGGUGGGAGUGAAAACCCCUUCCUGAUUAGGCCAAAUCACAGACCCUGCAAAGCUGGAGCCACGGAGAAGGUGCAGCUCUGAGUAGAGGGGUGCUCUGCCCUGAAACCCGUUUUUCCUGGGCCCACAGUCCCUGACCCCAUGGCCACCACUGAGCCGCCUCCAGGAGCCCUCGCUCCGCUUCCCAGAGUGAAUACAGUCCCUUUCUUUGGUUCUCCCUUGCUUCUCUGAAUCAGGCAGGGGAUUUUUCAGGAAGAACUUUCUCAAAUACUAAGGGAGAACGGAACAAAAAGAAAACCCUGGAAAAUGCAGAGUACAGACUCUGGCAGUUUUCCAAAGAACAACUGUUAACCUGGAAGUCAGCCACAGGGACCCCCCGCCCCCCAGUAGCUGUUCCAAGUGGGUAGACCGGAGCCAGAGAAAUCCACACCCGGCUCCUGUACCUUCCAGGUCCCGUGCUGCCCUGCUGGGGACGCUCUUACACCCCACCAUGAGAGGGUGGCCCCUUGUUGAUAAGAUCAAGCCAAGAAAGGCCACACCUUGCCUCCCAACUCAUUCCAGGCCCCAGUGUGAUGAGCGCAGCUCUUGGUAACCUGCGUCAGUCCUGGGUGAAGGGUGUUCUCUCCCACACACAGGUCACUGCUGCCCCCAAACAGCCCCCAACUGGACAGACACUGUGCCCCCUCAGAACACAGAUUACGCCCACGCGCAGAGGGAAGACCAGCUUCCCAGGGCAGGUGGCCUCCCCGACCAAGGGGGUCCUCCAGGGGCUACCGGAACCCCGGCUCGCUUAUCCGCUCUACCCUCAGGGCCCUGGGGUUGCUGAUGCAGACUCAUUAACAGGGAGACCAGCUUUCCAGCAAUCCUGGACUGCACCAAGGCCGGAAGAAACAGUACUGGGACUAUCUUUGGUGCCCUCCAACUUCCUGGGAGUCAUGCAGACAAUCGAGAAAUGAUGGACCCCCAAGCUCUCUGCAGGGCUAGGUGGCAGACUGCUGGGUCUUACCAAGGGAGGGCUGAAAGAGAGCCGUGUUCUUCCUUGGAGGGGCCCGCGGGAGGCAGUGAUGCCCGGGGAGGGGCCGGGUCCUGUGGUACCUGCCAACCCCUGCUGGAGUCACUGCACUCUUGACUGAGGUCAGUGGGGCUUGUGGAGGUGGGACAGGGUGACCGGCCCCCGCGUGGGGUUAGGCCGCCCGGGUGGAGGGCGGGAUUAGCUGUGAUUCUACCCUGGGCACCGUCCCACCCCGACGGCUGCUGGAGGACGGAUGGUCCAAGCUGCAGAGACAGAAGGGCCCAGAGCUUUAGACAACGCUGAUCUGCUUGUUCGUGCCCACAGCCCGGGACGGGAGGCAGGGUUAGAGGGAACGGAGGCCCAGGAUACGGCGGGCUCCGGCUCGGGACACGCAGAAGGCGGGAGUCCGGAGCCCAGGAGGUGCCCGCCUGGCCUGAGAGGAUGCGGAUCUGCGCCCAGGGCGCUGCGUGGAGGCAGUGGUGCUCGCGCGUUCCUCGGGGAGAGAGAGAAGGGCGCGCAGGACUGUCGCACGCCGCCCGCAGCGGGUGUGUGAGCACACCGGGACCCAGAAAAGCCAGCAUUCUGUCGAGGUCGGGCCACGGCAGCUGCUGGAAGCCACAAGCCGGAGUCACCUAUCCUCGCCCUUCCCUCUGCCCGUGCGCUGGGGCAGCCACCCUGAGAGGGAUGGCCUGUCCCCACUCGGGAUGACCCGUUUCGUUCAUUUCACUCAUUCCUUUUCCUGGGGAGGCAGGAAUGAAACUCGGCCUUUGGUGAGGGGAUAAGGCUUGCUUAAAAUGUUCAUGACCUCUCCUUUCUUCUCCCUACCCCUCCCGACAGCCUUGCCCCAAGUCUAGGGGCCCCUCUGGCCUGCCACAGGGGAGCGUCCAGGGCCUGGUGGUUACUGAGGGCCGACUAUGUGCUCAGAAUGUGUUAGUCCCCUAAGUGCUUUCUCUCAUAGCGAUCGCUGCAAGAAGGUACUAUUGUCCCACUCCACAGGCGACAAAAUUAAGGCUCAGAGCUGUUAAGAGAUUGGCCGGUCAGUGGCCGUGGCUGCUGUCCUGCACCCCGACCGGGUGGAAGCAAGGGGAGCUGGGAGCCCCCGCUGCUCGGUGUCCUCCGGCUCUCCAUCUGCGCAGUAAGCUGUCAGGCUGAUGUUCAGGAACAGCGUGGCCCUCGAGGGGCACUGUCCAAUAGCAGCGGCCUGGCCCCCCCUUCCCAGAGCGGCUGGAACCAUCCAUCAGCCGCGGCGCCUGUGCGCCCUGCGCAUCUGCACCCAGCAGAGAGGCCUGGCUUCUUUCCCCCUGACAGCCAGGCGGUGUGGUGGCUCAGGCUGCAGGCGGGGGCCCUGGGGACCACCGCUCAGGGCAGGGGCCAGCCCAUCACCUCGGGUGCCAGCGCUGACACUGAGUGAGAGCAGACCAGACCUCAGCAAUGGGAACCCGAACACGGCGUGUGGAAUCUCAUGCCCCGGCGGAGAUCACAUCUGGGGGCACGCAGGGCUGGCGAGGGUGCGGGGAACCCCUCUCCUUGCCCCAUGUGGGGCCCAGGGGAAAAGUCUCAGGUCACAAGCAGUCACAGCCACCCUGGGUGGGGAGGAGGCUCCGUGGGGCGGGGGGGGUGGGGGGGGCAUGUUAACCACCUCCAGCUACCGUUCCCUACCCUGUAUUGCUGAUGCGGGGCUCGGGGGGUGGUGGCCACAGCGUGGUCUCUAUUUCACAGAGCUGACGGCCUGGAAUCUCAUCAGGCCGCUCAGCCCGUGCACUUGCACGGCCACAGGCACUUAGGUCUGGAAGGGCCAGCGCUGCACUUGGGGGAGGGGGGUGCCCCCAGGAUCCUUGUGCCCUGCAGCCAGUUUGGGUCUGAGAAUCGGCCACUCUGGCCUGUCCCGGGGUUUGGAGAUAGAGGAAGUGAACUGAGACACUUUCAUCACCCCCCACCCCACUUUCCACCUUGCAAACACUCUCCACUUUUGGCCACUUGGGGCCUGGGGAGAGAAGGGGAGGAGUAGGGGAAGGCGGUUGACUAGCUAAAGAGAAAACGUGUCUUCUAUGUCACUGCUGGGUGGCGCUCACAUCGCCGAGGAUGCUAGUGAUGUGGUGGAACCAGAAGUUGUCAAACUUGACGAUGCAUCAGGUCGCCCGGAGGGUCACCCCCUGAGCGUCACCUCUGCAGGGGCAGGGCGGAGGACUUGCGUUUCUAACAAGUUCCCAGGUGAUGUUGGUGCUGCUGGCCCCGGACCCACCCUUUGAGAACCGCUGCUUCAGACCACCCCACCAAGGACGCUUGGCCACCUUCCUUUGUAGGCGCGUCAACCCUCAGCAUCCUUCAAGAUGUCUGGCUGGGGCCCAGCCCAUUCACCGCUCAAGGGCGGGCCAGGGACACGCCUCUCCUGCCAUGCCUUCUUGCAGCACCUGCUCUGCCCUCUGCGUGGGUCUGUGACCGUGGCUGGGAGACCAGGUGCCUGGGUCCUCUUCCUGGAAGGGAACAGAUUAGCUUCCGACCACCUUCCGUGUGCCUUGGGAGAGUCCAGCUCCAUUCUCGUCGCCCCACUUUCUAGUUUAGCACGAUGGCCCCGCCCCGCCUGUACUCCAUCCCCCAGCCUCCCAUGUGCCCCCUUCCCCUCUUGCUUCUGCCCCCAAGACCCCCCGUGCAAGUGCCGCUAGCAAUUCCAGGCAGUCCAGUAUUAGGCCUGAUGGGCUUCUGGAACCAGCUGGCCCGUGGAUAUGGGUCGUCACAAUAUUGUGGAAACUGAGAAGUUGCCUUACCUACUGCAUAUAGAGAAGUUGCUAUGUAGUUGUGAACAUGCCCCUCUGCUCAGCCUGGCCUCACCUGCUGAGUGGCAUGACAAUAAAGGAGUUGUAUCUACGGCUACCUUCUGUUGCUUUUU
Messenger RNA from Zalophus californianus (California sea lion), 5790 nucleotides. RefSeq names its product tetraspanin 11 (gene TSPAN11). The transcript is spliced from 9 exons. The record is from RefSeq and is a predicted model, not a curated record. NCBI's taxonomy places the organism in Eukaryota, Metazoa, Chordata, Mammalia, Carnivora, Otariidae. Gene Ontology annotation, cellular component: membrane. The coding region runs from base 136 to 1152 and encodes 338 amino acids.